UGCGGUUAGGGCCAGUGCGAUUACAGCUUCGAUCCAAAACACUUUGAAUUUUUACAAGUUGCUGCUGUGUUCUUUGAAAUGGUGGCGCCUCGCGUCACAUUCCAGCUGUUCAUUUUGUGCGUGUCAGUGUCACUUCACCUAUCAUUGACUGGACUCAGCUAGAUCAGAAACGAUCGGUAGUGACAUUUAGUAACGGUAAUGUUUUUCCGGCUGAUACGAGUGAAAACGAAAACGCCCGUGAGUCUCCUGCAGGCAGUGGACCCCGCAAUACUUUGAUUGUCCAUCCAGGUAAAGCCAAACCUGGCGACACCAAUCCAAUUCAACCCGAGACGACAAGAUCUCCUCGGGUUCUGACUCCUCCACCCUUAACGACGCCAGCACCAACACUGGGCAAUAUCUUUGAUUCCGACGGAUGCAUCUUUGCAGUGGAAACGCCCACAGUCUCUAGUGGUCCUAUUAACGCUGCUUCGUCAAUGAGCAGCAGUACAACACCCAUUCCCGCGAUUUUAAUCGACCAACGUGCCCCGUUAAGGCCAACGACGACCACAACUACCACAACUACCACUGUCAAACCGACGAUCACUACAAGGAAAUCCGCGUCUUCUAAUGUGGGAUGCCCCAAACCCAAUGGAUUGUUUCCAUUUGUCGGUGAUUGCAGCAAGUUCAUCAAUUGCUGGAAAGGCCGUCCUCACCUACAGGUUUGUGCUGGCGGAACGCUGUUUAAUCCUGCCACUAAUGAAUGCGAUCACGCCUACAAAGUCGUCUGCCAAGUGGCUAGGUCAGCAUCUGUGACUUUCCCUCCUACCACCACUCGCCCGCCUACGCCACCACCCACAGUAUCGACCACUACUACACCAACUCCAGUGAUUACACUGUCGUGCCCGCAUCCUAAAGGGUUCUUCCCACAUCCGACAGAUUGCAAAAAGUUUGUCAACUGCUGGGGCGGUCGUCCAGCUGUUCAAGUUUGUGCCGAAGGAACUCUAUUCAACUCAGCCACCAGAGAAUGCGAUCACGCCUCAAAAGUCGUCUGUUUAACGACUUCAAGAGCGAUACAAGUUCAACCGAGAGGAAAUAACGCCGGUGGCUCGUUUUUCUCUGAUAACGUUCCCCGAUCAUCGGGGUCAUUGCCCCCUGCGGGUAAUGCUUUGCCACAGUCGCCUAAAGUGGAUUUAGGACCUCCUUUGUCGCCGGAUAGUGGCCAACUCAUGCGUCUCCGAGGAGGAGCCGGACCUUGGGAAGGUUAUGUGGAGGUGCGUGGAGGCAAGGAUCGUCCUUGGGGUCACGUAUGCGAUGCUUCCGAUAGCUGGACUAUUCAAGAAGCCAGUGUCAUUUGUCGCCAUCUCGGAUUCCUCAGGGGUGCACAAAAGUCUGUACAAGGCUUGGAGUUUGGCCCGUUGACCAGGGAUAAAAUUUUGAUUGAAAAGGUGGAGUGUACUGGAAGCGAAGCCAACAUCACCGGAUGCAAAAUCGCUACCGGUUCCAACUGUCCGUUCAUUCAUGAACAAGUAGUGGGUGUUCGAUGUCAUCGGGACACUCAAGCCCUUUGCGCCAAGGAUGAACACGCCCACGGAAACUUUUGCUACAAAUUAAUCUCGGACGAGAUGAGCACCAGGGAAAGAGCGAGAUCCUUGUGCGAGAAAUCCGGCGGAAAUUUACUCUACAUCCAUUCUCAAGUUGAGAACGAUUUUGUUUCCGAGUUAUUGAAUAGCGUCGCUCCAUCCAUUACCAAAGUACAUACGGACGGAAUGGCAAUCCGAGCGCUGAGAAAAGAUUUGUUAGUUUGGGAGCAAAUGGAAACCACAAUGAACUUUACUAAAUGGUGGCCAGAGUGGGAUCGAUCAAAACCGGGCAAUCCUGCAGCCAAAGUCACUCCUCAGUGCGUGAUUCUAGUUAAGCGUUUCCAGUACCGCAACCGCUGUGCAACUUUGCCUUAUUUCUUCUGGACCCUUGGAGAAUGCGACGUGGCCGCUGCUGCCAUUUGCAAGAAAAGCUCUCGAGACAUCGGCUGUGUUGUUGGCAAUGGCGCCGAUUACCAAGGUACAGCUAAUAUCAGUAAAACGGGUAUGCCUUGUUUGGGAUGGAACGAUCCUCGCAUUCGACACGUUUUGGCGAAACCUGCACGAGCUGCUGUUGCCGUGUUGGACAGUGCCGCUGCCAAGUCUUCUCGUACCGUAAACUCAGGUUUACAACAUAAUUUCUGUCGAAAUCCGCACGGAGAAUCGAAUCCUUGGUGUUUCAUUUCGCCAGUAGAGAUGGAGUACUGUGACAUACCCAGAUGCAAUAUUCAGGAAAGAGGAGCAGUUCUUGAUAAUAAGUGUAAAGCCAAUCAAUAUAAAUGCAAUACGGGCGAGUGCAUUCCAAAUACAUGGGUUUGCGAUGGAGCUACGGACUGUGAAGGCGGAUCGGACGAGGAUUUAUGCGCCCAGUACAUGAACGACUUUUACAAGCGCCAAAACGAAACGAUCCAACUUCACGACGUGGAAAAGUGGAUGAACACUAAUCUGGACACUUGUGCAAGGCGAUGCGCCGAAGCUAAAAGUUUCACUUGUUUAUCAUUUAAUCACAAUGAGGGACAAUCGGAGUGCGUUUUGAGCGACAGCAACCGAGGACUGUCGGGCCAAAUGAUCCAUUCGCCGGGUUGGACUUAUUACGAGCGCAAAGUUUACUCUGUCAAUUGCAGCUCGAAUUUUGAAUGCCCCAGUGGAAAGUGCAUUAAUCAGACAUCCGUGUGUGAUGGACGUGACGACUGUGGGGAUCGAUCUGACGAAAUUGUUUGCCAAUCUCAACUCGAUUUCCAAAUUAGAUUAGCUGGCUCCAACAAGACCAACGAAGGACGCGUAGAAGUCAAAGUAUUUGGCCAAUGGGGAGCUAUCUGUGAUGACCAUUUCAGUGCAAAUGAUGCCAACGUGAUUUGUCGCCAGUUAGGGUUCCCCUUAGGAGCCAGUCAAGCUUUGUCUCAUUCCACUUUUGGCCCUGGUUCUCCAAUUUUGAUGGAUGACGUCAUGUGCAGGGGCAAUGAAACAUCGUUAGCUGAUUGUCCGUUUGCCGGUUGGGGAGUACAUAAUUGUGCUCCUGAAGAGACUGCUGGAGUGCGGUGCAUCUUGGCGGAGACAACUUGCACAGAAAAUCAAUUUAAAUGUGAGACCACAGACGCCUGCAUCGCCAUCGAUUUCCUCUGUGACACUGUCGAUGACUGUGGAGACCAUUCUGAUGAAAACCGAACACGUUGCGCUUCUGAACUGCUGGUUCGAUUGGCUGAUGGACCCGAUUCACUAUCCGGACGAGUCGAGUUGCGUCAAAAUGGAAUUUGGGGGACAGUUUGCGAUGACGAUUUUGGUCCAGAAGAAGCGACGGUCAUCUGCCGAAUGUUGAAUUUGAAUGGGCCAGCUCAACCCGCAAAGAGUGGCAGUUUUGGUCCAGGCAAAGGGCCAAUUUGGCUGGACGAAUUAGGUUGCAGCGGAACAGAAAAUACAUUGAUGGAGUGCGCCCGAUUGCCGUGGGCCAAACACAACUGUCGUCAUACUGAAGAUGCUGGAGUCCGUUGCUCUCACCCAACUAAUGAAAGGAAAUUACCGGAAGAAAAAACCGAGACAGAUCCUGUCACUACAUUAACCGAUUUAGUUCAACUGGGAUCUCUUCCGGUCAAAUGCGGCAUAAGAAUGGUUGAAGACAAUCCAUCCGAUCCAUUAUUAAUCCAGCCUAAAGUAGUCAAAGGAGAGCCAACUAAACCCGGCGCUUAUCCUUGGCAGGUGGGAGUUCGAGUGAGAAACAGUGGGAAAAGUGAUAAUCACUGGUGCGGCGCCACUAUCAUCUCUGAACAUUUCAUUCUUACGGCCGCCCACUGCAUGGAAGACUUCCCAAAAGGUCUAUACGUCUUAAGAGUUGGUGACUACAAUACGGAAGAUAGUGACGUAGAAGAGGAGCAAUUCACUGUGGAGCGCAUGCACUUCCACGAAGAGUUUGGACAAGGAGGACACUUAAAUAACGAUAUCGCACUCAUUCGUAUCAAGAAAAAAAGUAAUCAAGGUAUUCGUUUUGGAUCACAUGUCCAGCCGAUCUGUCUUCCUUCUCCAUCAACCGAAUACGUUGCCGGAAUGAACUGCACUAUAGCCGGAUGGGGAUCACCUGGCCAACCUGGAGCAGCUUUUGCAAUCAAACUGCAGUCGGCUACUGUUCCUAUUCUGUCGGAUGAUACAUGCAAAGCGCCUUAUGUCUACGGUCCUGAUCGCAUCAAAGUUGGAAUGUUUUGCGCCGGACUUCUUGAAGGAGGUGUCGAUGCUUGCCAAGGCGAUUCCGGUGGUGGAUUAAUUUGUUUAGUCGACGGGCGGCCAACAUUAAUGGGUGUCAUCAGCUGGGGUUUCGGAUGCGGAAGACCUAACAGGCCCGGUGUUUACACGCGUGUCGUUCAUUAUUUGCCAUGGAUUUAUUCUAAAUUAGCCGAGACAAAUGCUUGAAAAGCUCUAUGCAAUCGUUUUUUUCCCCCCUACUAAGUACUAACCUAUUUUCAUUUGUUUUUGUCUGUAUGUCUUGUUUUUGAAAAUCCGUAGAGGUGUUCAAAGCAGAUCCUUGACGAUUGGAUUUUAUUUAAUCUCUUCAUUAAUCAAAAUUUCGACGCUCGAAUUGUCAUUUUACAAAAAAUAAUAAUCUUUUAUUUCUUCCUUAUUUUUAAAAAACGAUAUUACUAUUUUACAAAAUCACAUGUGCAAUCAAGCGAGGUUCAAACGCGAUUUGUGAGUGUAUACCAUCAGCCAAUAAAAAAAAGUAUGCCAAUGAAAUAUUGCACGGCAUUAUGCUUGAAGUUACGAAACCACCCCUUUUACACCCCAAGGCCCUUUAGGCUGUUUUAAUGAUUAAUGGCGAUUCGAGUGAAAACCUUUGACCUGGUUGCACGUAGUCUGAUGUCUGUCUGAUUCGUAUUCGUAUAUUAUAAUUAUACGUUUUGUUACAAGUGCCUAAUUCUGUGAAAAAAUUAGAAUUGCUGUUGUUGUUACCAUGGCAAAUCACGAUCCUGAGAUACC
This is a messenger RNA of Daphnia pulex (common water flea), 5018 nucleotides long. Its product is annotated as neurotrypsin-like. Gene Ontology annotation, biological process: proteolysis. The record is from RefSeq and is a predicted model, not a curated record. Bases 474 to 4454 code for a protein of 1326 amino acids. NCBI's taxonomy places the organism in Eukaryota, Metazoa, Arthropoda, Branchiopoda, Diplostraca, Daphniidae. Gene Ontology annotation, molecular function: serine-type endopeptidase activity; protein binding; chitin binding. The transcript has 24 exons. Gene Ontology annotation, cellular component: extracellular region; membrane.